Messenger RNA from Salvelinus fontinalis (brook trout), 2736 nucleotides. RefSeq names its product CMP-N-acetylneuraminate-beta-galactosamide-alpha-2,3-sialyltransferase 1-like. The record is from RefSeq and is a predicted model, not a curated record. Gene Ontology annotation, molecular function: beta-galactoside (CMP) alpha-2,3-sialyltransferase activity. The transcript is spliced from 7 exons. Lineage: Eukaryota; Metazoa; Chordata; Actinopteri; Salmoniformes; Salmonidae. The coding region runs from base 727 to 1734 and encodes 335 amino acids.
CUCAGUUCCUCUGGACAUGGACUCUACAAGGUGUCGAAACUGUUCCACAGGGAUGCUGGCCCAUGUUGACUCCAAUGCUUCACACAGUUGUAUCAAGUUGGCUGGAUGUCGUUUGGGUGGUGGACCAUUCUUGAUACACACGGGAAACUGAGUGUGAGAAAUUCAGCAGCGUUGCAGUUCUUGACACACUCAAACAGGUGGAUGAUUGACUGAACAGGAAGUGAAUGCUAGAUGCACCAGUCACUGAUCUCACACUGUCAACAGCAGAAGAGCAGAUGGAUGUAGCUAUCUGGCCAUCGUUAAGUUGACAGGACCAUCCUGGAUUGUGUACCACAGUGGAAUUACCAUACUACUGGUCAGCAGACAAGUAAUGGACAUGCACAAGGAUUCCUCAUCUAUGGAUUUCAAUGGAGUGAUUUUUGUCUGAUCAAAACAUUUUCUAUAGAAGGCCAAGGCUUUCCCUACAAAAUAUAAGGAGCUAAUAUUCUGGUCACAUUUUUACUGAGAUGUUAUUGUUUUCCAACGGCUUGAAGUGGAGCCUGUAAUUGUGAUGAAGACACAGCCUGUUUCUGUUCAUCAGAGCAACCCAGUGUUCAUCCUGUUAUAGCCAAGAAAUCUCCAGGGGAGGAAUUCUUCUCAGACAUCCCUUGGAAAUAUGAAUUUUCAAUAAGGGGCUUCUCUGUUUUUCGCUUCCCUGAAAAUUUCAUUUUUGUCUACCACUACACCAUGUAUCUAUCGAUGCAGAAGAACUUCAGGGCAUUUACUGUGUUAGCCUUUAUUGUAACUUUCACCAUGUUCCUCUUCAGUUUCACGUUGAGAGAUCCCUCUCUGUACUUCUUCAAAUAUGCCAUAGGCAAGUCAGACAGCUUCUUCUCUAACGGCCAGUGUGGCUGUCGAGAGUGUAUGACAGAGCUGGAGGACGACCCCUGGUUCACUGAGCGGUUCAACCUGUCAGUCCACCCUCUGAUGUCUAGGAGGAACAGCCUGCUGACUAACGACACAUACCACUGGUGGCAGCGGUUGCAGGGACAGAAGGACCCGGCCAACUUCGGCGAGGUGGUGGAGAAGUUGUUCCAGGUCAUCCCUGAUGAUGACGACCUCUACAAGGAUGCGGGGCCUGAGCGCUGUAGGACCUGUGCUGUGGUGGGGAAUUCUGGGAACCUCAAGGGCUCCCGCUACGGACCCCUCAUCGACUCCAGUGAUGUCAUCAUCAGAAUGAACAUGGCUCCUACCUCUGGCUUUGAGGAGGAUGUUGGGAGCCGGACCACGCAUCACGUCAUGUACCCAGAGAGCGCCAUAGAUCUGGACAACACCACCAGUCUUCUACUCAUCCCCUUCAAGACUCUGGACCUGCAGUGGAUCACCAGUGCCUUGACCACCGGCUCCAUCAACGAAACAUACGUUCCUGUCCGGUCCAGGAUUAAGGCAAACAAGAACAGGGUGCUGGUAUACAGCCCAACCUUCUUUAAAUAUGUCUAUGACACAUGGCUGGAGCGUCAUGGCCAGUAUCCCUCCACUGGCUUCCUCAGCCUAUUGUUCGCUGUGCACAUCUGUGAUAAGGUGAGUGUGUACGGGUUCGGAGCGGACCGGUAUGGGAACUGGCACCACUACUGGCAAAAUGAUUACCAAGGAGGCGAUUUCCGCCUAACCGGGGUGCAUGAUGCGGACAUUGAGUACAACGUCACCAUGCUUCUGGCUGACAAACACAAGAUCAAUAUUUUCAAAGGCUUCUGAUAUCUGGAGAUGUCAUUGGCCUGAGACCAUCAAGCCUCAUCAGCCUAAAUCCUGUCGACUCAGGGAUUACCCACUGGGGAUAAACUGGUUGAAAUAACAUUGUUUCAACGGAAUUUGUCUAUGUAUCAUGAUGUGGAAUGCAUGUGUAAAAUGUAUUGGAUUUGCAAAAAGUAAUCAAUGUAAACAAUUGUUUUAAGGGUGAAAUUUCAACCAGGAUUAUGUCAUGGUAACCUAUUUUUAAGACACAAUUUAUAUAAAAUGUUACAUUUGUAUCUUUUUGUAACAAUGUCAGAUCUUUAAUGUUAUAUUCACUAUCAGACCCCCCCUCCCCCCCGACACACACACAAAAAGUAAAGUGUUAGUUGUGAACUAACCCUUUAACUUUUUUCCCCCUGACUAGCUCUGACUUCGCUGAUAGCUACUUCUUUGUGGAUAAAUGUACUUACUGUGAAAUGUGGUUGUCCCUACUGUGAUAUGUGGUUGUGCCUUCUUGCUAUCUUAAGAUGAAUGCACUAAAUAUCUGUGUCGCUCUGGAUAUGAGCGUCUGCUAAAUGACUAAAAUGUAUAAACUAAAUGGAUUAACUUUCGCUAUUUGGAAGCCAUUCCAAAGGGUAGGUUUAACAAUGUAAAGGAAACGUAACCAUACUUUAUCAAUCGGAUACCAUCAAUGAUGCUAUUUAGGUCUAUAUAGCAUUUGCAAAGUCAUCAACAGCUAUUGUUUCAAUUCAACCCAGGAUUCAACUAAAAAUAGACAAUACAUAUCGGCAAAUGGUUUGAAUCUUUUGGUUAAUUUAAAAGUUAAUAAUGUAUGGGGGGGGGGGUUGCUCUAAGCUGACAUGGAAUUGUUUUAGAUGGUCAUACUAUGAAUCCCUUAGCUAUUUGAUUUAGAAUUUUAGAACUCCUUUAGGUAUAACAUCAUUUGAUAAAUGAUUGAUUUUGGCCUUUACUACUAAAGCACAUUGAUAAAUGGCAAAAAGUAACAAAAUAAAUCAUAAGAAACAA